Molecule: messenger RNA, 1177 nt
Organism: Grus americana (Whooping crane)
Lineage: Eukaryota; Metazoa; Chordata; Aves; Gruiformes; Gruidae
Exons: 2
Coding region: 129-1046 (305 amino acids)
Source: RefSeq, a predicted model, not a curated record
GGGUGUCCCCCCAAAACGGUUCCCCCUCCCACGUCAUUUCGGGGGGUGACCAUCCUUGGGGACGUCCGUGGGUCACCCUGGGGGGUCGUGUGUGUCCCCCGUGUCUGUGUCACCUCCUGUCCCCCCUGAUGUCCCUGUGUCCCCCCUCAAUGUCCCUGUCCCCCCCCAAUGUCCCUGUGUCCCCCCCCAAUGUCCCUGUGUCCCCUCCAUCUCCUCCCCGUCCCACCUCCAUCAUCUCUUGUGUGUCCCCCCAGGUGUCCCCGUCCCCCUCUGUCACCUCCCUGACCCCCCUUGAUGUCCCCGUGCCACUUUGGGGUCUCCAUCCCCCUCCCUCACCUCCACGUCCCCCCUCCGUCACCUCUGUGUCCCCCCCGGAUGUCCCCGUGCCACCUCAGGGUCUCCAUCUCCCCCGGGUGUCCCUGUCCCUGCUCCAUCACCUCCCUGUUCCCCCUUUGUCACCUCCCUGUCCCCCUUUGGUGUCCAUGUCCCACCUCCAUCAUCUCUUACGUUCUCCUUGGGUGUCCCUGUCCCCCUCCGUCACCUCUGUGUCCCCCCUUGAUGUCCCCGUGCCACCUCGGGGUCUCUGCCCCCCCCCUGUUGUCUCCAUCCCCCUCCAUCACCUCCCCGUCCCACCUUGGUGUCCCUGUGCCACCCUAAGGUCUCCAUCCCCCUCCAUCACUUCCGUGUCACCUCCUUGUCCCCCCCAGGUGUCCCUGUCCCCCCCUUUGUCACCUCCUUGUUCCCCCCAGUUGUCUCCACCCUCCUCCAUCUCCUCCCCGUCCCACCUCCAUCAUCUCUUACGCCCCCCUGGCUGUCCCCGUCCCCCCCAGGUGUCCCCAUGCCACCUCCAUCAUCUCUUACGUCCUCCUUGGGUGUCCGUGUCCCCCUCUGUCACCUCCCUGUCCCCCCCGGUUGUCUCCACCCUCCUCCACCUCCUCCCCGUCCCACCUCCAUCAUCUCUUACGUCCCACCGGCUGUCCUUGUCCCCCCCCCCCCCCGUGUCCCCUCCCUGUCCCCCCCCAUGUCCCCUCCCUGUCCCCCCCUGACAUCCCCAUGCCACCUUGGGGUCUCCAUCCCCCCUGGUUGUCUCCAUCCCCCUCCAUCUCUUCCCCAUCCCACCUCCAUCAUCUCUUACAUCCCCCCGUCUGUCCCCGUCCCCUCCCCGUCCCCCUUCUCG